Molecule: messenger RNA, 1170 nt
Organism: Myzus persicae (green peach aphid)
Lineage: Eukaryota; Metazoa; Arthropoda; Insecta; Hemiptera; Aphididae
Exons: 8
Coding region: 403-771 (122 amino acids)
Source: RefSeq, a predicted model, not a curated record
ACGAAAACGCUAAACAUAACCAAACAUUUUAUUAAAACCCAUAAAAACUAUCUGUUUCUUCAGAACUCAACGGCCUGAACUUAACCCUUAAUAUCAUUUUUCGUUACAAUCACGGAUUUUAAGUUUAUCAGCUAUUUUCUAGUUUUCUAAGCACGUGCUCGGUGCCAUUUGAUCGAUCAUUUUUGAAAUUUUUUCAUUCUUCUUGUGUGUUUUCCUUACAACGUCUGGGCUUGUAGUUUUGACAAAGCUUCACGACUUCUACUCUCUUCUACUGUUUGACGCUGCAUAGAAAUCGUACCUUUAUAGAUUAAAAAAUAACCAAUUUAAAUAUUGACAAUUGAUGUUUAUUGCCUAUAAGUAAUUGGUAAUAUAUCAUAAUACUUGUAAUAGUAAUUGGUUAAAAUGUCAAACACAAAUUCUUCUGUUACAAAGUUAAGAGGUAAUGAAACUUCAAAAAAUCACGGACAAAAUCAGCCAAACUCUGAUCGUAGCUUGCAGGCAGAUUAUGUAGCAUCUGGCUCUUUACAUUAUUCAAAUCCUGAAAUAAAUACUUUAGCGCAUCAGCAUAAAUAUAGAGGUAGAGGAAUGGCUAUUCAACGACUAGCUGAAUCUAUGGCUUCAAAGGGCAGAAUGAAAAAUUCAAAUUUGGACUAUUCAAAUUCAAACAUAGAACGUCAUUUCAAUAGUCUUAGAGAUGAAAAUGCAAAAAAACUUAUGGAAUCAAAUGAAAAGGAUUGGGGAAAAUUCAUAUAUUCUAAUAGAAAUACUUAAAUUUAUAGGAUAUUUGUUUUGGCUUUGAAAAUAACUGCAGUGGUUUACUAAAGGACAGUAAAAACUUAAUCAAUAGGUAUGAAUUAUUUUUUGAAACAAAUGAUGUAUUAUAAUUGAUUUUUUUCUAUUUGAAUUUUAUAAUACAUUUAAAUAAAAAGUUACUCAUUUAUUCAAUAAAUGUUCAAAAUAGCUUGGAUUUUUUUAUAAUCUUCAAUAUUUCAUCAAACUAGCAACUGCCUUAAAAUACAUGUGUCUAUAUUUGGAAAAGUUGGUAAGUUUGAAUAAUUUUUAAAAACGUUUUUGAAAAAAAAAACUCAAGGAUUAAUGGUUUUUGGCAAUAUCAAAUUUAUUUGUUGGUUUAACUUGAAAUAACUAAAGACGCUUAAAAUUGUCUGUAUG